Messenger RNA from Magnusiomyces paraingens, 864 nucleotides. RefSeq lists its product as uncharacterized. Gene Ontology annotation, molecular function: ATP hydrolysis activity; nicotinamide-nucleotide adenylyltransferase activity. The record is from RefSeq and is a predicted model, not a curated record. The coding region runs from base 1 to 864 and encodes 287 amino acids. Gene Ontology annotation, cellular component: nucleus; cytoplasm. NCBI's taxonomy places the organism in Eukaryota, Fungi, Ascomycota, Dipodascomycetes, Dipodascales, Dipodascaceae. The transcript has a single exon.
AUGGAAAUUGUUACACAGACUCGUACAUUCUUUUCCAAGGCUCCUGUAUUUGUUCUUGAUGCAUCGUUUAAUCCACCCCACAGGGCUCAUUACGCAUUAGCCCGUCUUGCAGCACUUCAUUACGCGCAAUUGGGGCCAACGCAAUUGGGGCCGGUCCAAGUUAACGUGGUACUAAGCUACGCAGCCUUAAACGCAGACAAAGGCACGGCCAGCAUCACCGAUCAGCGUCGCCGUGAAGCCAUGAUUAAGAAUUUUAGCACCUGGUUUUUUGGCGACCAAAGGGUUCACUCUGCCACCACGCGCACAAAAGUCGAGUGGGCUGUGGCUAUUGUGCGAGCUGCAUCGCCAAAGUUUGUGGACAAAUGUCGGGACUUGUCUACGCUAUUGGGGAAAUGCGAUGGAUUUACUCAAGAAAAUGAAGAAAUCAAGGAUUCUUCAGACCGAAUUGUGUUUCUCAUGGGCUUUGACACACUUGUGCGGCUCUUGGAUCCCAAGUACUACCCUGGCGAAAACGGCAAGGGCACAUCAAUUGUGCCACAAUUAAACGGGUUUUUUAAAAUGGCUCAAGUUUGGGCACUUCCACGAGGAGAAACAGAACCUUUGGCUACUAAGGCGCGGUGGCUAACAGCUGUGGCGGAUGGGUCUGUUGCAUUUCCAGAGUGGUGGGCACAGCGUGUGGAUAUCCUGGAUCCGGCAGCGGUAGGUGAUGACGAGGACGGCAGUUAUAAAGUGCGUCUUAGUGAUGUGUCGUCAACACGGGUCCGCGCUGCUGCACACGAUGGUGAUUGGGAUACGGUGCUAGACAUUGUGGACUCACCUGAAGUGUGUCAAUAUAUUCAAGAAAACCAUUUGUAUGCAAACUAA